This is a messenger RNA of Cyprinodon variegatus (sheepshead minnow), 5313 nucleotides long. RefSeq names its product ankyrin repeat and sterile alpha motif domain containing 1A (gene anks1a). Lineage: Eukaryota; Metazoa; Chordata; Actinopteri; Cyprinodontiformes; Cyprinodontidae. The record is from RefSeq and is a predicted model, not a curated record. Bases 269 to 3793 code for a protein of 1174 amino acids. Gene Ontology annotation, cellular component: cytosol. The transcript is spliced from 28 exons. Gene Ontology annotation, molecular function: protein binding.
GCGUCUGAAGGGUUUCAUUGGAGAUGAAGAAAGAAAGGGCAGUUUCAAGGAAGUGACGGACUACCCUCGGAAGACUGGUCAGAGGAAGUUUGCUUGAUAAUGGUGCUGUGCUGCUGAGCGAAACUUUUCCCUCUUGAGUCGUGGAUCGGGACGGAAGGAUCCAUCAGGACGGCCGGGGGAGGGGGGAAGCUUUGGUUCCCUCGCUCCAUCUGAAGCUCCGAGUAAUAAGUUGAGCCUCCUGUGAUUUUUUUUCUUCCACGGAUUAGCGAUGGGGAAGGAGCAGGAGCUCGUGGACGCAGCGCGCACCGGGAACCUCGCCGUGGUGGAGAAGCUUUUAUCCGGGAAACGGCAGACCGCAGGCGGCUCUGGGAGCGCAGGAAGCGGCGGCAGUAGCAGCAGCAGCAGCCACGGAGCGUCCUCCCAUCCGCUGUCCAGUCUGCUCAGCAUCUGGAGAGGCCCCAAUGUGAACUGUGUGGACAGCACUGGAUACACUCCUCUGCACCAUGCUGCCCUCAACGGACACAGCGCCGUGGUGGAAGCCCUGCUGCGGAACGAGGCCUUGACCAACAUCGCCGACAAUAAGGGCUGCUACCCGCUCCACCUGGCCGCAUGGAAGGGAGACCAGCACAUCGUGAGGCUCCUCAUCCACCAAGGACGCUCAAACCCCCAAAUCAACGAGCAGAGCUCUGUAGACCAUAAAGAGUUCAAACGCUGUGGGCCCUUUGACCCCUAUAUUAAUGCCAAGAACAAUGACAACGAGACGCCGCUGCACUGUGCCGCCCAGUAUGGUCACACCCAGGUGGUGCGCCUGCUGCUAGAGGAACUGACCGACCCCACCAUGAGGAACAACAAGUUCGAGACGCCGCUGGAUCUGGCUGCACUGUAUGGUCGGUUGGAGGUGGUCAAGCUGUUGCUCAGCGCACAUCCUAACCUGCUCUGCUGCAACACCAAGAAACACACACCUCUGCACCUGGCUUCCCGGAACGGACACCUGUCUGUGGUGGAAGUGCUGCUGGACGCUGGCAUGGACAUCAACUAUGAGACAGAGAAAGGCAGUGCCCUCCAUGAAGCUGCCCUGUUUGGGAAGACAGAUGUGGUACAAAAGCUACUCAGUGCAGGUAUUGAUGUGAACAUUGUUGACCAAAAGGGUUUGACAGCGCUGGACACUGUCAAAGACAUGCCCUCCCAGAAAAGCAGAGAAAUAGCUGCCCUCAUCCUUGGGCACAAGACUGGAAAACCCCCCGACAUCGACCUUCCUCCUCCGCCCGUUCCUCCACCCCAGGAGAGCUCCAGUCCGAGGAAGAAGGGUAACCAGGACAAAGUGACGGUCCUCAUAUCGGGGCUGGCCCCCGACCCAGAGGAGGAGAGCCCCUAUGAAGCUCUGUUUGAAGCCACUUCUUGCCAUUCUUUAGACAGCCUCACCAGUGGGAAGUCCUCCGACAGGGACUCAGGACGGCCCGACAGCGAAGUUGGCAAGAAAGACCGCAUUGUCCCAUCGCAUCCUGCCGCAAGUCACGAGGAAGAGGGAAGCUCAGAGGUGCAUUACACAGGUAGCAGUAUAAAUGAAAGGAGAGAGGAAGCAGAGGAUCACACGUACGAGUUGUUGUUGACUGCAGAGACCAAAGUCCCACCGCCCAGUCUGGACUCCCAGCCCAAUAAAGAAGAGAAUGCCACUACACAGUCUUCCAACAGUGUCCUACCUCAGCGCAAAUCCUCUGUGCCCCCCAAUGACCUCAGACCCCCAAGUAAAACAAAAGACAGUCUGCUGCCCCCUGCAUGGAUGGCUCCAAAUGCACCGGGAGAUAACUUGCAGGGCAACCAGGAUCAGGGAGCAGGUGUCCCAGAGCAGUUUACUGGCCUUUUGCACGGUUCCUCUCCCGUCAUCGACAGCCACGACGACGCCUUCAGACUUCCAGGUGUUUUGCCACCCAACCAGGGCCAACCAGAAACGAGGAAAUCGAACAAAGCAGGAGGAAAGCCACCAGCUGCUUCCGGUUCUCCUAGCCGACCCAGCAUGGCCGCAAUCCUGACAGACUGCGAUCCAAAAGCAAUUUAUGCCACUGUGAACAAGGAGCCCAGAGACUCUGCCGCGGGGGCAGGAUCUGUCAUUAGGAUGCGCCCUCCUGGUGACCUGAAACUCGCCCGGAGCCUCUCCAAAUCCGACUCUGACUUGCUCGUAUCGCCUCCUGGCGAGGAGGAAGGGGGACUGGGGAACCGGAGCGAGUCUGUUUCCAACUGUAGCACCGGCAAGAAGAGGCUUGAGAAAUCUCCCUCCUUCACCUCAGAAUGGGACGAGACACAGAUGUCUUCUUCUGUCCCAAAACAAGGAGGAUCUAAUUCCACCGAAAGCAUUGAGAAGAUCAUGACUCUUAUCGGAGCUGGCAUUGAUUUCUCCAGAGAUCAGCACUAUGCUUCACCAGCAGGUGCUGCAGGCCGGCUGCUGGAGCAGCCUGUGGGGGACUGGCUGGAGCAUGUGGGGCUGCCGCAGUACGAGAGCAAAUUGCUGCUGAACGGCUUUGAUGACCUCCACUAUAUGGGAAGCAAUGUAAUGGAGGACCAAGACUUGAGAGAGAUUGGAAUCACAGAUCCAAGCCACAGAAAAAAGAUCCUGCAUGCAGCAUGCUCCUUUCCUAAGGUAAAAGCCCUGGGAUGUGAUGGCAGCAGCUCUCUGUCCGCCUGGCUGGAGAACCUGGGUCUGCAUGAGUACCUACCCAACUUCCUGUCCAGCGGCUACCGUAGCCUGGACUGCGUGAAAAACCUUUGGGAGCUGGAAAUCGUCAAUGUGCUUAAGAUUUCUUUGCUCGGUCACAGGAAACGCAUCAUAGCGUCGUUAGCCGAAAGGCCUUAUGAGGAGCCUCCUGUCAAACCUCCUCGGUUGUCUCAAAUCAGGUGUCAGGAACUGCCAGGAUCCCAGAACUCAUCCCCUCUCAGUCUGAUGGAGCCCUACGCCGGUCGCUCAAUGGACCCUCUGCUGCCUGCAGCAGAUUCAGGCAGAAAAACAGCAGCAGAAUCAGAUUAUGAUUUGGCCCAAAGAUAUCAAAGUGGAAGACAGAAGCCUCAGGAGCGAUACGAAGAGAUUCAUCAAGAGCCUCGGCUGACCUUGCGACCACCGAGUCUAACCGCGUAUGCCCCCGUCCAGAACUGGCACCACCAGCCGGAAAAACUCAUAUUUGAAUUCUGCGCCUAUGAAGCUAGUUAUCUGGGUUCUAUGCAAAUCAAAGAUCUGAGGGGUAUCGAAUCAACGCAGGAUGCUUGUGCCAAAAUAAGGAGGUCCACAGAACAAAUGAGAAAGGUCCCAACCAUUGUUCUGUCAAUCACCUACAAGGGUGUGAAGUUCAUAGAUGCAGCGAACAAGAAUAUAAUCGCAGAGCAUGAGAUCCGUAACAUAUCAUGUGCAGCCCAGGAUCCAGAGGACCUGUGUACGUUUGCCUACAUCACUAAAGACCUGCAGACCAGCCACCAUUACUGCCAUGUCUUCAGCACAAUAGAUGUGAGCCUGACCUAUGAGAUUAUCCUGACGCUGGGCCAGGCAUUUGAGGUGGCCUAUCAGCUGGCACUGCAGGCCCAGAGGACCAAACAGCAACAGGGCCUCCCGGCGGGAAGCAGCUCAGACGGCAAUGAAACCAAGUCCAGUCGACCUGUACCCAAACCAAGGGGGAGUGUUCGGAAGUCGGGGGGGGAUUUACUGGAGCAAGAGGGGGAUUCACCGGCCAACAGCAGUGCCACAUGGCUCGUGGAUCCAAAGGAAUCGAAACGCUCAAUCAGCACUAAGUAUGAGACCACCAUAUUCUGAGAGAGGCCCCCUCUGCUCCUCCUCUUCCUCCUUCUCCUGGGUCUCGCUGUUACUACUUCCCUCCUUCUGUGUGCCUUUCACUGUGACUUAGCCCCUUUGUUUGGCUGGACACCCCCACCCCCCACCACCACAAACCCCCUGACAGCCCAGCCCGUUACAGUUACUCACUGAUCUCCAUAGCUCCUUCUCCAAGUUGAGCCACCAUUGCUUGUACGCCUUGCAUUGAUUGUUAUUGCAGUCAGUCUGCAAGUCUGCCACUAACACAUACUGUCCUUUAACUCACUUCUUUCCUUUUUUCCCCCUCUAACUGCAACCAUACUGUUUUCUCUCAGUGAUGAGCUCUUUCUUUUCCGCUACAUCAGGCGACGGCCACUCUGAAGCUUUUUCCUUCUGAUCUUUCACCUCCUGACUUCUCAGAGUUCUGAGAAAAAUCCGAGAGCCACCCGCUGCGCUCGCACCAUACGCAGAUGGAUGUUUCCGGAAGAACACUGUGGAUCUGCUCUUCUAAUUCUAUGCAUCCAUCAGGCUUUAGCAGACUAGCCGUUUAGUUGAAUGCAAGUGUUUGGGAGUUGCGGGGAAGUUUCCUACUGUUUACUGCUUGCUUUUAGCUAUCCGUGCUAAAGUCUUAAAGCACUGUGAGCAGCUUGUUUAGGGGGAUUUUUUUUUAUUGUAAGAAAGAUUAAAUCACACUGAAAAUAAGUCCAAAUUAAGGUGCCUUGCACAUGUGUUGCUGCCUUUUGAGUUUUCUCAUUUUUUCAGUGCGUUUGUCUUGGGUAUCUAGAGUAUCUGACAAAAAAUGAGUGCACCCCUGAUAUUUUAUUGUAAUAUUGUAUUCUGUUUUCCUAGAACAAUGCUGAAAAUAUGACACCUGGAAGUUACAAUUAUCAGCAUAUGGCUUUUGUUUUAAUGUAAGUUUGUGGUCCCCUUAAGAAAACUCGACCACAACAUUGUUUAAACCGCUAACACUAAAAGUUAUUACACCCCUAAGCAAAAAUGUCCAAAUUGUGCCCACGACUGACAGUAUGCACCCCCAAACCAUGACACUCCAACCAUCAAACUUGGCUAUAGUAGACAAAAAGGAAAUCUUUAUCUGCCACACAUGCUUGACUUCACCCAAAUCAUAGAAAUUUAUCUGGAUCUCAUCAGACCUCAAUAAUUUGGUGGCCUUUGUCUUCUUUUCUUCAUCAAACUCUGUGAGGGAUUUCUGCGUAUCUCUUCAGAUCAUCCACCAUAGCAUCAAUAUGCAUCAAUACUUUUGCAAGGUAGUGUAUAUUUGGACUUGCUUUGAUUUGUGGAAAUGGAGCAAAAGGGUGCAAACGGCGUGCUUUUCUACAGUGAGCUAACAACAACUAAGCACUUUUACUUAAUUUUUGCGUAGAAACAAAACUGCCAAAGUGUCCAGCUUUCAUUUUUUUCUUCUAUUUAUGACAAAUGCCUUCAAUGUUUUUUCUGUCUGCAUUGCCUUUUGGUAAUAUUGCCAACAACACCUUUUUUGGUAUGUGCAUCACUGCUGCUGGGGG